AUGAUUUCCGGGCGAGGUGGCGCGGGAGCGCGAGGCCGCAUCCGCCCGCCUCGUCGCAUUGUUCGUCCCAACGUUGCUGGAGAAGGAGCCGACUUUGAAGAUUGCUGGAACAUGCUCAAGGAAGCCUUGCGAGACAUCCACAACAAGAGCUGCGGUCGGCUCUCGUUCGAGGAGCUGUAUAGAGCCGCGUAUAAGAUUGUGCUGAAGAAAAAAGGCCAGGUCCUCUAUGAGCGAGUCAAGCAAUUCGAGGAGCAGUGGUUCGCCGAGCAUGUCAUCCCCAAGAUCGAGGUCCUAGUCACCAAAUGCCUGGUCAGCGUUGGUGUGGACAACAAGCUUUCGAGCUCUGUCAGCGAAAGACGGCAGACGGGCGAAAAGUUUCUCAAAGGUCUACGCGAUACCUGGGAGGACCACAACGUGUCCAUGAACAUGACAGCCGACAUACUCAUGUACCUGGACAGAGGCUACACACAGCAAGAGCCCAAUCGGGUGCCGAUAUUCGCAACUACCAUUGCCCUCUUUCGCGAUCAUAUCUUACGGUCGUGUCUCAAAUCCAACUCGAGCAGCCUCGUCAUGGACAUACUCGUCUCCGUCGUCUUGGAUCAGAUCGACAUGGAGCGCGAGGGAGACGUCAUUGACAGGAAUCUGAUUCGCAGCUGCAGUCGCAUGCUGAGCUGCUUAUACGAUGCUGACGACGAAACGGAAAGCAACAAACUCUAUCUCACCGUUUUCGAGCCUCGCUUUCUGAGCAACAGUGAGUCGUUUUACAGCGCAGAAUGUGAGCGACUGCUCCGAGAAGGCGACGCCAGCGCCUGGCUGCGUCACACGCAGAGGCGGCUGAACGAGGAGGUGGACAGGUGCGGUACAACCAUAGAGCUGGAAACACUGCCGAGGGUCUCUGCCGUCAUAGACGAGCAGCUCAUCGUCAAGCACCUUUCCGACUUCUUGUCCAUGGAAGGCGGUGGGUUGAGAUGGAUGAUUGACAACGACAAGACCGAGGACUUGGCCAUACUCUACAGGCUGAUUUCGAGAGUGCAGGAGGAAAAGACUUCGCUCCGCGACAUUUUGCAAAAACGAGUCGUGGAGCUCGGCCUCGAGAUCGAAACGGUCCUGAAGAAUACGGAUUUUACCACGAUGCAGCAGCCCGAGGGCGGCGACGGCGAGGGGCCUGCCCAGGGAGAAAAGACGCGGGCGCUCAACCCGGCUGCGCAGCAGACCGCGGCCGCCAUCAAAUGGGUCGACGACGUGCUGCGUCUCAAGGACAAGUUUGACAAUCUACUGACGCAGUGCUUCCAGGACGACCUGGUGAUUCAAACAUCGCUGACCAAGAGCUUCUCCGACUUUAUCAACAUGUUUUCGCGCAGCUCCGAAUACGUCUCCCUGUUCAUCGACGAGAAUCUGAAGAGAGGCAUCAGAGGCAAGACCGAGGCCGAGAUAGAUGCCGUGUUGGACAAGGCGAUUGUCCUCAUCAGGUACCUCCUUGACCGAGACUUGUUCCAGACUUAUUACCAGAGGCACCUGGCCCGCCGGCUGCUCCACGGCAAGUCGGAAAGCCACGACGUGGAGAAGCAAAUCAUCUCGCGCAUGAAGCAAGAGCUGGGCCAGCAAUUCACCAGCAAGUUUGAAGGCAUGUUUCGGGACCUGGCGACGUCCUCGGAGCUCACGACAACGUACCGGGACCACGUCCGCAACGUCAGCGCGGGCGAAAAGGUCGUCGAUCUGAACGUCAGCGUCCUCACCACCAACUACUGGCCGCAGGACGUAAUGGGCCGCCAAUCGACGCUCGGCGAGAGGUCGCGGGCCGCUUGCAACUAUCCGUCGGACGUCCAACGGCUUCAGGCCAGCUUUGAGCAGUUUUACCUGGCCAACAGAAACGGGCGAAAGCUCACGUGGAUGGGCAGCGCGGGCAGCGCGGACGUCAAGUGCGUGUUUCCAGCCGUGGCCGGCAAACCAGGCCUCCUGGGGAAAGAGCGGCGCUACGAGAUGAACGUGCCGACGUACGCCAUGGUGGUCCUGCUUCUGUUCAACGAGCUUGAAGACGGCGACAGUCUGUCGUUUGAGGAGAUUCAAGCCAAGACCAACAUAUCCACCGCGGACCUGAUGAGGGCAUUGACGGCGAUUGCGGUUGCGCCCAAGUCUCGCGUGCUGGCCAAGGAGCCGCCCACCAAGGCAGUCAAGGCAGGGGACAGGUUCAGCUUCAACUCGAGCUUUCAGAGCAAGACGGUGCGCAUCAAGGCGCCCAUCAUCAACGCGGUGUCAAAAGUCGAGGAUACGCAAGAGAGAAGGAAUACCGAGGACAAGAACAAUCAGACGAGAGCGCACAUUGUGGAUGCUGCGAUUGUGCGGAUUAUGAAGUCUCGGAAGGAACUCAGCCACUCCCAGCUGGUCAGCGAAGUUGUCUCUCAACUUGUCGGACGGUUCAAGCCCGAAGUGUCGCUCAUCAAAAAACGCAUCGAGGAUCUAAUUGUACGAGAAUACUUGGAGCGGCCGGAUGAAGAAGAAGCGCCGUCGACGUAUCGGUAUGUGGCUUGA
Messenger RNA from Ustilaginoidea virens, 2529 nucleotides. RefSeq lists its product as uncharacterized. Bases 1 to 2529 code for a protein of 842 amino acids. Gene Ontology annotation, molecular function: ubiquitin protein ligase binding. Gene Ontology annotation, biological process: protein ubiquitination; ubiquitin-dependent protein catabolic process. The record is from RefSeq and is a predicted model, not a curated record. Gene Ontology annotation, cellular component: Cul3-RING ubiquitin ligase complex. The transcript has 3 exons. Lineage: Eukaryota; Fungi; Ascomycota; Sordariomycetes; Hypocreales; Clavicipitaceae.